AUGAACUUUCUGGAGCUGAUCCCGAACUCGCUGCAAUUUUGGCCGAUAACUGAAUUCGUCACGCCGGUUCCGCCACCAUCAGGAGCAGCGCCACAAGUCGUCACGAUGACCGGGCCGAUACUUCGCUUGGCUGGGGUCAGCGGGGCAGCAGCUGUUAUCCUAGGCGCUUAUGGAUCUCAUUCAUUGAGCAAAUCGGCGGUGGUUGAUGGAAGUCGGCUAAAGGCAUUUGACACGGCCUCUCGCUACCACCUCAUCCACUCCGUUGCCCUGUUGGGCGCUCCCUACGCCAAGUUCCCCAAGCUGACAUCAGCUUUAAUUGCGGGCGGCAUCCUCAUCUUCUGCGGACCCUGCUACCACUACAGCAUCACCGGCAGCGAGGCAAUUCGACGGAUCACACCGACCGGUGGCAUACUCUUUAUCCUUGGUUGGCUUUCUUUUAUGCUU
Molecule: messenger RNA, 444 nt
Organism: Mesorhabditis spiculigera
Lineage: Eukaryota; Metazoa; Nematoda; Chromadorea; Rhabditida; Rhabditidae
Source: the annotation of a GenBank genome assembly